Messenger RNA from Cladocopium goreaui, 1383 nucleotides. The record is from the annotation of a GenBank genome assembly. Lineage: Eukaryota; Dinophyceae; Suessiales; Symbiodiniaceae.
AUGUCAAGCUCUUCUAACUCCGGCUCUGGCAGCUCUGGUUCCUCUGAAGAGGAUAAACCAUGUGUGACCCUGGAGAACUCUGAGACAUCCUCCGAAGCUGAAGUCGCCUCAGCGAAAGCUCGGGCACGGGCAAGGAUGUUCACAUGGCCGUGUCCACUCCAUUUUCAUGCAGAGUUGUCAGAGCGCCAAUCCGCGAGAGUCCUCAAGCCUGCUGAUGUUUCUCGAGAAGACUUCUUGGAAACUUUCAAAACUGUGCUACGUCGCAAGGGCUAUCUCCACAACCUCGUUAUAGUGGCAGACGAGCCGCACAAGCAUUACCAAGCAGAUGGGAACGCAAGAGAAAGGCACAAACAUUUGAUUUUCUUGUUUCGACAACCUUUCGUACAUGCUAGUGUCUGCAAGAUGUUGGGUGAGCAAUUUGGCGCCCACGGGUUUUUUACCUUUCACCGAGCGGGCUGGGUGGCCUACUUGGAUUAUUUGAUGAGCGAGAGUGCAAAGAAGCCGGCCCAGGACUUGGAUCGUCAAAUGGUGUUUUACCCAGCAGCAUACACUUGGCAAAGAGCCGAAGCUGAGCUUGGUCAGAUGUCUUUGCAGAUGUCAGGCCGACGCCAAAAUGAUGGCGUGCAGCAGCGCAAAGAACCUGCGCCCAAGCGCCGCAAACAGAUGACUUUCAGUGAGCUGACGGACUUUGUCGUUGAGCGCGGUAUCCGUGCUGUGGGCGCACUUUGGCAGGAAGCCAAAGAGGAGAAAAAGGCCGGCAAUCCAUUGAUUUGGAACCAUUUGGGGUCCUUGCGAGAUGUCAACUCAGAGUUGCAGAAGAUCUUGGGUGCGUGGCACCGUCCAGAAACGUUGGGCGCUACAACUCUGGUGUCCACACCCACAUUUGCGUUGACCCAAUUUGUUUUGCCACCGCCUGUGCAAGAGUGGAUGCAAACCGGUUACUCCAAAGUUGCUUUGAUUUUGCAAGGCCCGCCCGGAACCGGGAAAACAGAAAUGGCCCUCAGCAUUCUCUUGAGCUUGUGCCCUGCUGGGGUACAUUUCCUGUCAAAAUUGGACCAAAUCAGGAAGAUCACCAUCAAUGGUGGACAAGGACUACUGGUUGAUGAAUGCACCUUCCGCAACAUUGACAUCGACGACGCGAAAGCUUGGACCGACCUUGCCCACCCUCGAGACGUUCGAGCUAGGAAUCAAGACGGUCACAUUCCCAGUGCUGCUACAGCUCCAGGUUUCAAAGCGGGUUUGGCCUUGGGUGACAGCAAGGUUGCAGAGCCCAACACGACGCUGCUUUCUACUCCGGCUCCAGACAUUGAUUCAGUUGCUCAGCUUGACGAGGAAGAGCUCAAUGACAUGAUGGAAGCUUCCAAAGGCUUCUUCGGGGAAUGA